AUCCUGACUCCAAGCGGAUUCUGCUUCUUUUUGUCCCCGCCUCCCAUUGCGUGGCGUCACAGCUGGGUGAUGUCCCUUCCUCUCUGUCCUUGCUGUGUGUGUGUGUGUGAGACCCGUGGGUAAGGGGGAGAGUAAGCCACGGGAGGCCGAGCGGGGUCCGCGGGAGUAGCUGCCCCCGCCGCUGACUGUGGUGUCACGGCGGCAAGGAGGAGGUGCCGGAAGUGCGCUGCUGUUGUGUGGACUGGAGGGAAGAGCGGAUGAGCAAGGCAGCGCCGGCGGCGACCGUGUAGCCCGGAAGAGGGGCCGGUGGGCGCCUUAGGUGUCCCAGUUGGAUUUUCCAUUUAUGGGGUUAAAUUGCCAAAACUCUCUGUUGCUGAAUCAAUCAAGGUCUCUGGUGACUGGCAUAAUACAGAUGGCUUCACUUUAAAGAACCUGCCCUGACUCUUAAAUUAAUGAGAACACUUUACUGUAAGCUUCCAUGAAGCUCAGUUGUUGCUUGUUGACUCUGAUUCUUGGUGCUAGUGUUCUUGCACUUGAAAAUGUGGCCUCCAACCUGACAGUUACACCUGAGUCAAGGUCCUUUUCUCUCAAUGUGUCACUUCUUCCCAUUUUACAAGCCUUGGCAAAAUCAGCAAUACCUCAGGAUAUCAUUGUGAAGGAGGGGAACUAUGCUUUGAUUGAAUGUAAGCUGAACAGUAGUCAAUAUGACUCCAUUCUUUGGUACAACUCAAAAGGACAUCUACUGGAGCAAGUUGGAGCAGAUGGAAGAUGGUUGAUCUCUGAGAAUAUCCUUAAUAUCACAAAUGUAACUUUUGGUGACCGAGGGCGAUACACUUGUGUUUCUGCUAAUGAAAAUGGCACUUCAUAUUACACAGUCACCCUCAGGGUGGUUUCCACUUCUGGGGACAUGGGCAUCUACUACAUGAUUGUCUGCCUGGUUGCCUUUACUAUCACCUUGAUCUUAAAUAUAACACGUCUGUGCAUGAUGAGUAGCCAUCUCCGCAAGACAGAGAAGGCCAUCAAUGAGUUCUUCAGGACAGAGGGAGCUGAGAAACUGCAGAAGGCCUUUGAAAUUGCCAAACGCAUCCCUAUAAUUACCUCUGCCAAAACGCUAGAACUGGCCAAAGUCACCCAAUUUAAGACGAUGGAAUUUGCUCGGUACAUUGAAGAGCUUGCCAGAAGUAUCCCUCUUCCUCCACUAAUCCUUAACUGUAGGGCAUUCAUGGAAGAAAUAUUUGAAGCAGUGCGGAUGGAUGACCCUGAUGAAAUUGGAGAUGGAGUCAAACAGACCCAGGCUCUUGGUGCUCAAGAGGCACUCUUUCCCUUAAACCCAGAAAUCAAGCGCAGUAAUUCACCAGCAGGAGAUUCAGAUGAUGGUUCUGUGAAUGACCAUGGCAAAGAAAUAGCUGUUGAGGUAUCUGUCCACCUUCAGUCAGAAGCACAAAGCAUUGAUACUGUUUCCCGUGAAAGUGUCCCCUCCAUACCUUCUGAAGAUGAAACAUGUGCUGAAACCAAAUAGAGCUGCAAAGGCAAAUGUGUCUUUCAAACUUGCAAGAAGAGAAAACAAGAAGAGCCAAAAAUGCAGCUAUGGCCAUAAAUGCACAAAAAACUGGUCUGUGAGUCUUUAAAUUUCUCUAGAUGUUAAAAGGUGCCAAACAGUUAACAAAAAAGGUGAAUAUUUGUUCUGUAAUGUUUCCCCCCGCUAUCUACUUAUUUGAAAACCAGUUUAGAUGAAGCUAUCCUGAAAUCUGCCUUAGCAAGAACUUUAUUUAUUACUGGGAGCAUUUUGCCAAAGGGGUUAUUUUGUUCCAUUAUUUGAUAAUCUCAAGUACUGUAUCAGAAAAAGCUCAAAACAAACAAAAGAAUACAUUAACAUGAGCUGUUUUUGUUAUGUCUCUAGGGAGGCUUAAAUUCCUCUGCACCCCCACAAUGAAUUCACAGUUCAUGGUGGUAUAGUUCACCAGGCCAGCAUAUCUAUAUUUGUGAGAUAUGUUGAUGUAUUAUAAGAAGAGUACAGGAUUAUUACAGAUUCCAUGGUUUUGAAACAAUGCCUGUUAGUUAUGAAAAAAGCACAACUCUGACUUCUCAAUUACUACAAGUGUUGCACUCCAAUGCCAUACUGGAUCUAGAAAUUGGAAAUCUGAAUGCAGAUGUUGGCAUCUGAAUAUCUCAUUGCAGCCAAGAACUGGUAAUUUUAAUGUGCUGAUUGCCAAGCCAUUUUUUGUUUGUUUGUUGAGACAGCUUAAGAUGUCAGCAUUACAAGUAUUGUCUGUCCUCUGGAGCUGUACUGCUGAAAUGCCAAAGUACUCUGGUGCCAUUAAAUUUCUUUGAGGAUGGAAAGCUCAAAUCAUUGUGAUCUUGUUAAAAGGUCUGCAACACACCCAUAAACUUUUAAAAAGAAAAAGAAAUGCACACUCAACUUUCCCUAUGGGCAACUGUUCCCAUUAACCUGCCAUGUAAUGUCUGUUCUGGCUAUUAGCUGGAGCUAAGAUUUGGUGAGUGCCACAUAGGAAGAGGCUACCACCUUGAGUAAUCUAUGUGGUGGCGGCGGCGGGGGAUGCUAUAUUUUUGAAUGCUCCCCCACAUAAAUCCGUACAAACAGAAGACUAGCAUAUUGAGCAGAACGGUUCUAGCCAAGUCUUUUGUUAGCAAGUCCCAUUUUCUUUUUGCAGGAAGUUCUUAGCACAUCAUUCAAAAAUGUUUCCCACCUGCAGUCUGAAAUGGUGCAGUCCACCCUAUGUCCUCAUCCUGUUUUAUGUGUAAGCCUCCUUCACUAUGUUGUUGGCAUAUGACAAAUGUGGGUCCUGUCCUGUCCCUUUCUAGCCCCAUGAAGCUAAAUUUGCCAUCAACUACCACAUGAGGAGUAGUACAGUAACCAUUUUAUUUUGCCACAUGUUUGCCCAAAGCAGGGAUUCUUGGGACCAGAUUAAGAAUCUGAGUGAGCUAAUGAUUAAAUAACUGGAAGAUGACAAGAUUAACUCCUGGUGUUUGUCUCUUUGCUUAAUGGAAAGAAUGUGGCUAUCUCUUCACCUGUUUGGUCCAUGCCCUCUUUUUUCCCCCAUAGCAAAAUUACCCCAGUGUAUUACAAUUUUUGUGGUAUGUGAAUGUGCCUCUGCUGCUCAUUCUACUCUCAAAGACAUGGAAAACCAAUGCAGACUUCUUUUAUUACUUGGUAUUUCCCCCCUCCCCUUGUACUUUUAAAACUGUAUCAUUUUAAUUGCAUUUUAUAUUCCAUUUGGCUUUAAUAUAUAUAGGGCUUGUCUGUGCUGCACAAAUUCAUUUCUUUAAAUUCCUAGAAACAUAUUGCCAUAACAGCUAUUAACAGCUUGGCAUUAAGUCCCAUUUAAUUUCUCUCAAUUCUUUCUCUGCCACUUUCUUGAACAUCUCAUUUGAACUAGCAGUCAUUGAAGAGGAAUGAGCAAGAUUUUCAAGAGGAUUUAAUGUUACAUAUAUAGCAACAAUAAUAAUACCUUGGAAAUCUAGAUCAUUGGCAAUAACACCCAGCUCUGUAAGCAAUAAGGUUCAUCUCUCAGUAUUUGUGUUGUUUCCCCCCAUUAAAAAAAUAAAGCCAAACAGAGUUGGUGCAGGCAUUAACCAGACAGUGGUUAGGUUAGAUAAGAAUAUGUGCUAUAAUUUGUUUCUAACCUCCGAAGGUGCUCUUCACACUAGAUUUGCUAGCUCCUGACCCAAAUACCUUGUCAAACUGCAACCAGUCAGGAAGGCAUUAGGCAGGAACAGCUGUUCAUGGUCCAGUGCUCCAAGGGCUUCUCCCUUACACACUAUUUACUGUGAAGCAUAAAUGGAAUCCUGCUUGCUACAGCAGACUGAAAUGUGUCCUGCCUCAGCAUCAUGUCAGGAUUUGCUGUUCCACCAUAAGACCUUGCUGGCUUGGAACUUCUAAAUAACAGGCAUCGUCUCUAAGUGAACUUGAUGCAUACAUUCUCUACCCACCAUUCACCUGACCAGUUCCCACCCCUCUGAACUGAGUGUCCUUGUAGUACCCACCUGCAUCCUGAAGUACUACUGUAUAAUAGUUUCCCUUGAGCUAAUACAGCUUUAUGAGACUUUGACAGACUUGGGUGAUAAAUAUGUAGAUAAAAUAUAAAUAUGUAGAUAAAAUAUGCUUGGGUGAUAAAUAUGUAGUUCUGUCCUGGAUGAAAACAGCAGGCUAUUCUGAUUGAAUCAAUUAAUGCUUCUGUUAAUGGCCAAUAUAGCUGUUGGGUUAAGAAAUUCAAAAGUAUAGCCUUAGAGCCCUGUGAUCCUGAUUCUGCACAGUUACUGUAUCAGCAGAACCAAUGAGUUAAGUAUUUGAAUGUUUAAUCACACACUAUUUUACAUUAAAAGAAGGUAAUGCUUAGUAUGUUCCAAGAGCUUAGUAUGUUCCAAGAGUGUAUUCCAAGGCUCUUCUAAUUCUGGAUUCAAGGAAGUUAAAGGAUUUGAACCCUGCUAAUUGAUGCCCUCAAAUGUACUUUGCAGCAGUGAAUUUCAUGUGCUCUGCUGGAAACUAUUUAUGUUUUUUAAUAUCCUUGUUUAAGUAAUCUGUCUUGAAAAACCAGCUGUGCCCUAUUGACAUUGUUCUUGGUAUAGCAACAGUGACACAGUAGUUGCUGAGUAAACUUGUAGGCCAAGUAAUCAUAUCAGAUUAUCAUAAUUACCCUUGUGGUCCUGUGUAUAUCUGCAAAAGGUCUGUGUAUCUACAGAAUGUGUUUUGUAUAUAUAAUUUGGAGUUAAAACCUAGCAAAUCACUGUUUCUUGUUAACAUGUUUGCAGGUUAGCAGACAUAUGGAAUCAGUGAAUGAUGGCUCCAUCAUACCAGCAGCAAGACAAUUUGCAGCUAGCUUCUUUGCACUGGAACUAGGUGUGUUUUGUGCAAAAUAAUUCAAUACAUCUUGCUUUUUAUUCUUGAUUUCUCAUUAUGGGGGAAAAAUAAUGUAAGUUCAGGUGUGCUUUUGUCCUCCUCCUGAAGCAGUUUGUUUAGAGAUGGUAUAAUAAAGAGAGUGUCUACCAGGAGUGUCUACCUAAAAAUACAGGCAGUGUCCUUUGUAGCUUAUGAAGUCAUCGGCGUCCCCCCGCCCCCCGCCCUAAUUCAUGGAGAUAGUCACAUAUAUAUCUCCCCAUGUAUACAUGUGUGGGGAGGGGCAUUUUCUUCUUUCUUUUGUAAAUAAUUGGCAUUUCUGGACCUAGAAAGGAGUAAAACCCCUCUUGUCAGUGUAACAAAGGCAAGACUGUCAGACAUAAAGUAGAUUUUCAAAGAGUAGGUUUUAAAAGCAAUUUUUAUUAGAACCAGAUGCAUGAUGAAUAUGUUAUGGAUAUAGUUUAACAGAUACCUCUGCAAAGUGUUGACAUAAUGUAUAUGGAAGAGAUUGAUGUGUUUGCAUUUGUUUACAACUAGCUAAAAAUUAAGGUAAGAUAACAGAUGGCCAUCAUUAUCUCUGUAAAUGACAGAGGGCUAGUAUCUUUCCAUAGAGCUGUCUCUUGCAGAAUGUCCAUCGACCAAUUAGUGGUAGAAUUCUAGCUGUUUACUUUUCUUGGCUUAAACGAAUGUCUUUUGACAGUCAUUAAGUUGCCUUGUUUUCUUAGCCAUUUGAUUUCUAUAGAUAGCAUUAAAAAAAACUAUGCUGUUGUUUGAAGCAAUGUCUAAAAUAACAUUGAGUAAUUUGUGUUCUUGAGAUUGCAAUGUCAGUGUUUUCUGUAACAGUGUAGGAUUUCAUACUUUCAUAUAAAAUAUAACUUUUUUUCCUGAAUAAAAACCAUCAUUAAAAGCC
This is a messenger RNA of Hemicordylus capensis (graceful crag lizard), 5765 nucleotides long. RefSeq names its product microfibril associated protein 3 (gene MFAP3). The transcript has 3 exons. The record is from RefSeq and is a predicted model, not a curated record. Bases 479 to 1519 code for a protein of 346 amino acids. Lineage: Eukaryota; Metazoa; Chordata; Lepidosauria; Squamata; Cordylidae.